Prorocentrum cordatum is the source of this 1128-nucleotide messenger RNA. The record is from the annotation of a GenBank genome assembly. Lineage: Eukaryota; Dinophyceae; Prorocentrales; Prorocentraceae.
AGCCAUUUUGGCUCAAGCGGUUGCAUGCCUCGCCUGGCUCGGUCGUCCGCGAUGGCUAGCCGUGGCGAUGCUAGAGGGGCUCUGACCGCUGCCGACGGCGCCGUGCUCAUCGCGGCCGCGGUCCAGGCGGUGGUGAAGGCUGGAGCGCCCAGGCGAACGGCGGGAGCGGUGACACACACGGUCGGCGAUCUCCGCGGUGGCUUUCGCCAUUGCCAGACCCGGGGUGGCGCCUGCGGGCGCUGAUGCCCAGGCCGAAGGUGAACAAGCUCGUGGUGGUCGUGGUGGCGCUGCUGGCGAUGCGGGGGGGCUUCUCGCAGGCGGCGGCUCAUGCUGCGGCGAAGGCGGCGCGGCGGCGCGGCAGCGCCGCCGCCGCCGCCUGGCGGUGUGGCGCGCCGCGGGGCGUGCCGUGUCGCCUGCUGGGGGCGACGAUACGACCGACGGCGACGUGACGACUGCUGGUGCUGGCAGUGCUGGUGCGGGCCUGGCGCUCACCCUGCUGGCCGCGGCGAUGGCGGUCGACGGCGCCGACGGCGAGGGCGGGUCGGACCUCGAGUCCGACGGCUGGGCAGACGCCCUGACGCGCCGCGCGCGGCGGCGUCCGAGGCGGGAACCCGCGUCAGCGGCGGAGCCAGCGGCUGCUGGCGGAGCUGCUACGGGGGCGGCGGGCGGCGUGGCCGCGGCGGAGCUGGGUGCGGGGCCUUCGGUGCCUCCUGCUGGCGGAGCCGCUGGCGGGGCCGCGCGGCCGCCCCCCCGUGGCGCCAGAGUGCGCGCCACUGCGGGCCCCAUGGCAGGGCGCGCGGGCAGGGUGCUGAGCUGCGGCGCGGAGUGCGCGGGCGUCAUCUUCGACGCGGACGGCCUGCGGCCCAAGGAGCGCGCGGCGUUGGGCUUCCAGGACUUGGUCCUGGUGGGAGGCGGGGCCACCGGUCGUGGGCCCCCCUCGUCGUCUUCGCGGUGAUGCUCGGCGACUUCGGCUACUCGUCGGCGGUCGGCCUCAUCACGGCCGGGGGCCCUGCCCAAGGUGGAGGGCGGGCCCCCGCGGGGGGGGGCGGGCGCAGCCCGACGCGUCCGCGUCACAGCGCGGGCAUCAUCCUCCUCCUCCGCUCCUCCUCCUCCUCCUCCUCCUCAUCC